CAGAGUAGUGCUUUCUACACACACACGCACACCGCCCAGCGUGGCCGUGUUUUUCUCCCUCCUAUAUGGCAGGAUUAUUGCUCCUCAUUAAUUCCUGCCUCCCUGUCGGCCUCCUGCCACCUCAUUGGCCGCUCCUCUCAGGACCACCGCUGACUGGAGAUCCCCGUGGCGACGACCUGGGGGGGGGGUCCACUCUCGCCGUGGCAACUCAUCAGAUCGUCGACCAGCUGGAGCAAAAAAAAUGUAAAAAAAAAUGUAAAAAAAAAUGUACGGGGAGAAAAAUAAGCGACAGCAACAACAAGGGAUUAACCGUCGGCUCCAACUGAGCAACCAGGAAGUCUGUUUAAAACUGCACCAAAAAAACACACCCACUUUCUCUCUCCCUCUCCUCAGUGCUAAGCUGCUGGUCAGGGUGGACAGCUGUUCAAAAACUAUGAGGAUGGAGAUGCAUACAAAAUGAAAAACAGCCCUUGGGACUCGGGUGAAAGACGCGUUCUACAUCCUCUUGUUUUUCAAUGCCUCCUUCCUGUAUUUAUUUUGAAGAUGAGGCAAUAAGGUAAGCCAGACAUAAGGAUGCUGUGGAUAUAGAACGACUGAGCGAGAGAGAGAGAGGGAGAACUAGUGCAGCAUGCGUCAGCUCUGAGGCAUUGACCAAUGAACAAGCAGCGCGCGACAGAAAGAGAGAGGGAGACGGAUGGUGACAGCCUGUGAUGCGAGGAGGAAAGCGAGAGAGCGAAGAGCAGGACUGGAAGGUCAUUAGACGAGACGGAAAUAAACGAGGAUCCCUUUGACACUUCCUGUCUACAAGGUUAUCCUCAACACCAAUCAACAAAAUAGCUGGACUCCUGCUGCAUCCACAUAUAGGGGAAACCCUCCACAGAACCCGACUCAACCUGCCAACCAGCCAAUACAUUCCCAGAGGAAAAGCCUAUGUCCAUUGUGAAGAGGACAAUCCUACCUUAUGCUCCUGUCCUUCUUAGUGUACCUAACCAAAAAACUUGGUCACUUGUUAUGGCUGCCUGACCACAACAUCCCCUUUUUGAAUGAAACCCAAGAACUGUCUACAGAAAAGAAGGGAAUAUCUUUGACUGCUACGACGAGGAAUAGCCUGUCUGUUGCUCGCCAGAACACACUGGAUUGGUGAUUCUCAGCCCACGGUGGACCAGCAAACCACUGGACUGAGGCUAUUGGAUAGAUGACAGACAGACUGACUGACGGUGUUGGACUUUGCCAUGGGAGAGACGGCUGACUACCAGCGGCUGGAUGAGACAUCAGACUACCAGCGGCUGCCCAGCGUUGACGAGGAGAAGCUGGGCCGUAGCAUGCAGUCUGAGGAGGGCACAGAAUGGCUCCUGGAGCUGCUGAUGGAGGUGCAGCUGCAGCAGUACCUUUUGCGUAUCCGUGACGACCUUAACGUGACGCUCAUCUCCCACUUCGACUACGUCAAGAACGAGGACCUGGAGAAGAUCGGAAUGGGGCGGCCCGGGCAGAGACGGCUGUGGGAGGCAGUCAAGAGGAGGAAAGCCAUGUGCAAGCGCAAGUCCUGGAUGAGCAAGGUGUUCAGCGGGAAGCGGCCGGACGGCGGGGACUUCCAGCAGGCGGCCCCCACCUCCUCCUUCCGCAAGCUGUCCCCUACGCCGCCCCCCCAGCAGCAGGCACUCAGCUGUCUGAUCAGUGAGAAGGACCUGGUCCUCUUCCAGAAGCUGGGCGAAGGCUCCUUCGGCGUGGUCAAAAGGGGCGAGUGGUUCACGCCCGCUGGGAAAGUGUUGGAGGUAGCAGUGAAGUGUUUAAAGACAGACGUUCUGAGUCAGCCGGACGCACUGGACGACUUCAUCUGCGAGGUGAACGCCAUGCACUCCCUGGAUCACCAGAACCUCAUCAGGCUGUACGGGGUGGUGCUCACACGCCCCAUGAAGAUGGUGACUGAACUAGCCCCGCUGGGCUCCCUGCUGGACCAUCUGCGCUGCGUUCCGACGCAGGGCCCCGUCCUCAUCCACACGCUAUGCCAGUACGCCGUGCAGGUGGCGUGCGGCAUGGCCUACCUGGAGCAGCGGCGCUUCAUCCACCGCGACCUGGCCGCCCGCAACAUCCUGCUGGCGUCGGCCGAUACGGUGAAGAUCGGCGACUUCGGCCUGAUGCGAGCGUUGCCCAACAACCACGAGCACUACGUGAUGCAGGAGCACCGCAAGGUGCCGUUCGCCUGGUGUGCCCCUGAGAGCCUGAAGACACGGACGUUCUCCCACGCUACAGACACCUGGAUGUUUGGGGUGACGCUGUGGGAGAUGUGUACCCACGGACAAGAGCCCUGGCUGGGCCUCAACGGCAGCCAGAUCUUACACAAGAUAGACAAGGAGGGUGAGCGUCUGCCCAAGCCAGAGGACUGUCCUCAGGACCUCUACAACGUCAUGUUGCAGUGCUGGGCCCAGAAACCUGACGACAGGCCCACAUUCCUCGCCCUCAGGGAGUUCCUGCUCGAGACCAUGCCAGCAGACAUGUGCGCGCUGCAGGACUUUGAAGAGGCUGACAAGCUUCAGAUUCAGGUCGACGACGUCAUCACCAUCAUCGAGGGCAGAGCGGAGAACUACUGGUGGCAGGGCCAGAACAAACGCACGCUGAAGGUGGGCCAGUUCCCCAGGAACGUGGUGACCUCCGUUGCGGGCCUGUCGGCCCACGACAUCAGCAGGCCCCUUCAACACAGCUUCAUCCACACUGGCCAUGGAGACUCCGACCCACACCGCUGCUGGGGAUUCCCAGACCGCAUCGACGAUCUGUACUUAGGAAACCCCAUGGACCCACCAGAUGUCUUGGGGUUGGACCUCAAUGCUGCCCGGCCCACUCAGCUACUGGGACGAGGAAAAAAGCCAUGCUACGACUCAGUGACUGAGGACGAGGAGCUAACCGCCUCAGGCCUCAAGAGGCUGUCGUUACGGAAAGCAGGUUCCAUCCUCAAGCUCAAACCCGCCGCCUGGGUCUCCGCCUCCAAACAGGGGGAACGGACUACGGGUUCAGGCCACACCCCCAGCAAGGUGUCGCUCAUCGACUUUGAGCAGGAGUUUCCCCCGGCCACACCCACUCCCUCCCCAGUGGCGGAGCUACAGUUGCCCUCAUUUGUCAAGCUGGCCCUGGAGGCGGAGUCUAUUCUGGACAGGACUCCUCCUCAGAGCCCAUGGUGCUCGCUGCCCUGCCCUUUACACCCAACGCCAGUGGUGGACUGGGACGCCCGCCCCUUACCUCCGCCUCCUGCGUACGAUGACGUGGCGCAGGACGAGGAGGACAUGGAAGUGAGCUCCAUCAACAGCUUUGAGCAGCGACAGCAGGGGGGGAUGGGUGAGAGCCACAGCCCCACGGAGGCCAUCCCGGCUGGGGAGGAGGGGAAACCCCUGGAGGACAACCUCUUCUUACCCUCCCAACAGAGCCAGGCCUACACAUCCUUCUCCCAAUCAGCAGAGAUCUUUCAGGAGCUCCAGCAGGAGUGCAUGAGGAGGCUCAAUGUGCCCACAGGAGGAGUUCCCCAGCCCCCCUCUCCGUCACCGAGCUCAGGCCUCCAGUCCAUAGACGUGCACCGCCAUAUCGUCCUAUCCUUCUCCGAGGACAAGCCCCAGAUCCCUCCCCGCAUUCCCAUCCCGCCUCGCCCCGUCAAACGAGGGGACUACACCCGCUGGUCCGGUGACCUGUCCCCGGCUCCAGCUUCCGAGGAAGUCCAGGACCGGCCCCCUCAGAUCCCCCCACGGAACCCCCUGUCCCAGCCAGGCUCGCGCACCCCCAGUCCCAUGGGGCUCCAGGUGGGCUCCCCCCAGCAGAGGACAAUGGUUUGCCCCAGCGCCCCUCCUCCGGCCACAUACGGAUCCUACCUCUCCACAUCCCCGGGGAAGAUCAUGCCCACUACGCACAGCUUUGCCUCAGACCCAAAAUACGCCGCGCUCAAGGUCAUCCAAGCACAAGCCCAGGGUAAGGACCUGGCCAAGGGGCCAUGCAUCCUGCCCAUUGUCCGCGACGGCCGCAAAGUCAGCAACACGCACUACUACCUCCUGCCCGAGAGGCCGCCUUACCUGGACCGCUUCGACCGCUUCUUCAGGGAAGCAGAAAACGUGCCGACCGGUGGCGGCAGUGGGAUCUGUGAGGAGAGGCAGCAGGCCAACACGGCCACGGUCAGGCCAAUGGUGGUGAACCAGCAGCAGCAGAGCAAGGGAGGAGAUUUCAAGGCCAACUUCUCCAACAACAACAGCAGUCUGGGCUGCCGGCCGGGCAUGAGGGCCUUCCUUAGCCUGCCUAGGGUCAGCUCUGAGGGGUCAGCCAGCAGGGCAGCGGGUGGAACCACAACAGACCAGGUCAAGAUGGUGCAGGAGGCGGUCCAUGGCGUGACUGUAGAGGAGUGUCAGACAGCCCUCCAGAACCACAGCUGGAACGUGCAGAAAGCUGUGCACUACCUCAAGGUUGAGCAGCUGUUCUGUCUUGGCCUGAAGACCAGGCUGGAGUGUCUCAAGAUGCUGGAGAUGUACAACUGGAACCUGGAAGUGGCCAGCACUCAGCUCCUGGACUCCUACAGCGCCGUCACGCAAAGGCGGUGACCGAUGCUGUAGGAGCAACAGCAGAACUUUUGUCUUUUAGGGGACGGAGUCUGCUCCCAUCCCUCUUUUAUGACUUGCCAGACGCAUCCCUUAAGAAGACGGGGAUUUGAGUGUGAACCUGGGGUACAUUUGACUGUGUGAUGGGCCAUGGCUGCAGUCUUGCCUACUGUACACUGAGACCUGGUCCUCAGUGGAGGCUGGCUCAUAAUAAUGUCUGGAAUGGAGUCAAUGGAAUGGUAUCAAACACAUCAAAGACGUGGUUUCCAUGUGGUUGAUAACAUUCCAUCGACUCCAUUCCAGAUAUUAUUAUGAGCCGUCCUCCCCUCAGCAGCCUCCACACUGAGGACCAGGGGGCUAGCCUCCACACUGAGGACCAGGGGGCUAGCCUCCACACUGAGGACCACGGGGCUAGCCUCCACACUGAGGACCACGGGGCUAGCCUCCACACUGAGGACCAGGGGGCUAGCCUCCACACUGAGGACCAGGGGGCUAGCCUCCACACUGAGGACCAGGGGGCUAGCCUCCACACUGAGGACCAGGGGGCUAGCCUCCACACUGAGGACCAGGGGGCUAGCCUCCACACUGAGGACCAGGGGGCUAGCCUCCACACUGAGGAGCCUCCCGUUCUACCACCGAAUAUGAGUGGAAGUCAACUUAGAAUACAGGUAGUGGAACCAUACUCUUCAAGGGACCAUGGUGUCUGCUGGUUCCUACCCUAUACCCAACACUGAAGGAAAAACAUCCUCUUUUUAAUUGCUGGUCUCCCCGAUUCAGUUAUAUCAAUGCCACAAUACACCUUUGACCAACUAGGCUGACCUCUUUUGUGUUAUUACUGAGAUAUGAAUCAGCACUCCCCUACUGUAUGUGAGCUUUGCUAAGCUCCUCGGUUUGGAUAGGGGCUUGUUUUAGUGAGGCCAGCAUCUUUCUGCUGCGCCGCCCGCCCUCCCAGGCUCUACUGUGUUUUAGCAGAGGGCAAAGUUCACAAAGCCCACCUGGAUGGAGAGAACGAAUACAAGAGAGGGGGGGAAAAAACGAAAUGCAGCUGGUCUACUUUUAAGUCGACUCCUUUUUUUAUUUUCUAUUCUAGAGAUUUCUACUUGAUUUUUAUUAAGGAGAGGAAUUAAGAGAUUUUUUUUUUAUGCACACAAACAGUUACAUACAUGAAUAGUUCAGUUUAUAUAUCUGUAGCGAAUAUGUGCUAGAAGUUGGUAUUUUUAGUUUUUAGUGCUCUGUUUUUAAUAUAUUCUGGGUUUUGAACCGGUUGUUUGAAAAGGGGGACAUAUUGAAAACAUUCAAUUCUUGAGAUUAAAAAUAUAUAUAUUUUGUCAGUUAUUAAAACCAUGUAUGUUGUGCUUUCCCUGAAUCGAGUUCACUUAUGUUUGUCAGUGACAUCAAUCUGAUCCACUCCUGGUGGCCAUGUAGAACUUCUGGUGUGCUAUAUGACGCCUGACUAAUCAUAGUGCUCUCACACUAUCUACUCUAAGCACCUGCCCACACAAAACAACUGAUGAAAAUCGCCCACUGGCUCGCCUAUUUUACCAUGUGUUCAAAGCACGUUGAUACUUCUAGAAUUAAGAACAUUGCCGCUAGUCUUUCCCUCAACUAUUAGGGGCUAAAACCCUCAGUCAACACCCAUAGGUUACACACAAUUUUGACCGGGAAGACUAGAUACCACUGGCUCUAGUUGAUGACACACCACGUCAAGCACAUGCAAGAUACAACACGUCACCAUACUGGACGUUAGUCUCAGACAAUAAAGUGUAUAGCCUAGAGCAAACUGUAUAGUGAUAUGUGUUGGUUGGAUGUAUUUUCUAUUCUGUCUUAUCCUGAUGCACGCUGUGUGCUUUUCCGUGUGUUAUGAUUCAAAUAAUGUUUUUUGGCGAACUGAACGUUAAUAUACUGUACACUGAACAAAAACAUAAAACGCAACAUGUAAAGUGUUGGUAACAUGAGCUGAAAUAAAAGAUCACAGAAAUGUUC
This is a messenger RNA of Salvelinus fontinalis (brook trout), 6548 nucleotides long. Its product is annotated as activated CDC42 kinase 1-like. The transcript has 15 exons. The record is from RefSeq and is a predicted model, not a curated record. Gene Ontology annotation, cellular component: extrinsic component of cytoplasmic side of plasma membrane. Gene Ontology annotation, biological process: regulation of keratinocyte differentiation; negative regulation of epidermal growth factor receptor signaling pathway; protein phosphorylation. NCBI's taxonomy places the organism in Eukaryota, Metazoa, Chordata, Actinopteri, Salmoniformes, Salmonidae. Gene Ontology annotation, molecular function: protein tyrosine kinase activity; ATP binding; protein binding. The coding region runs from base 1233 to 4568 and encodes 1111 amino acids.